AUGUCGGAUUGUGUUCGCGGUAGUAUAUGGAGCUACGCGAAUAUAGACGUUUUAAAUAAAUAUGGAUAUAAUGCUUGUGGCCACACGGUAACUCCUAAAAAGGAAAAUACUCAAAUACGAGAAUUCAAAACCUACAUCCAUAAAUUCCCUGGAAAAUCUCUAUACCUAGGUGGCAUUUAUCACAAUGGAACUAAACAAUAUGGGUUUAAAUAUAUCAACUCUUGUCACACGGAUCUUGCAGUUUACUACUGGAGUUAUGAUGAUGCUAAUUUUUGUCCCUUACUCAUUAGGGUAACAAAAACAUGGUGGUCUUGGAAUAGUGACUAUUAUCAUGAAUACUACGCCCAAACGGGUAUAAACACAAAUCAAUGGACAAAAGAUGGUAUAGGCGACAAUGUUUAUAGUGGCUUUCAAAAGAUUAUUAAUGAGGAAUGUUUUAAAAGGGUAGUUGUUUUAAACCUCAGCCAAACCAACAAUGGUUCUCAGUAUGGAGUUGACGGAAAACCUAACUCAGAGGUAAACCCAACUGUUAAGAUACAAGUUUCAGGACCAACAAAUGUACAUACAGAUUACAGAAAAUACAUUCACCGUCUCAGCAGCGGGUCCAUGAACAUUUUAUGCACAAAACAUGAAGGAAAACAUAGACCAUUCCAAAAAUUUGUGCUUAGUACUCCUUAUAAUGAGGCUUAUAUAUAUUACUCCAGUAAGGAUACUGGUCAUACUAAACCUCUCAUUCUUCAGCUUGGCGCCGGAAGUGACUUCUACAAACUGGAUGGCGGUGAAAAGUGGGUUCAUGACUCUAAAAUAACAUCUAAAGGAUUAAAGGAUGCACUGGACAAAGAGAAUGAUACUCAUGUCAUAGACAUUUUUCAAAAUAAAGGACAGUACCAAUGUACCUCUCCUACAACAAAUUACCUACCCCGUACGUACCGGAUUGUUAUAUGUUUGGGGAAUAAUCAGAACAGGCCUUUAUAA
Messenger RNA from Theileria equi strain WA, 975 nucleotides. RefSeq lists its product as hypothetical. The coding region runs from base 1 to 975 and encodes 324 amino acids. NCBI's taxonomy places the organism in Eukaryota, Apicomplexa, Aconoidasida, Piroplasmida, Theileriidae. The transcript is spliced from 2 exons. The record is from RefSeq and is a predicted model, not a curated record.